GUUAGCGCUGUAGAAAGCGCUUUGAAUUGCAGCGAGCGGUGCGACGUUUGCAGUAAAUGCAAUGACCCUCAUUGUCAUAUGAGGCUUUUCUUCACAGCACACCUUCGUUGGUCCAGCUUCCAAACUUGACAGUGAUAUAGCAAUACCGAUAUAAUAGGUUUGGCGGGCUUCACCUUGUCCUUACCCAGAAUGUGGCCCUGACAGUCGAUUUCCAGCCCCCUUGCCACUCGCUCCCUGAUUUCUUCAAUCAACUAGUUGGGUCGUUUUCUCGUAAGGAUGGCGUCGUUUGGAUUGAUGCAAAGGACGGUGCACUGUCCCCAGCUUGUGGAGGAGCGGUGUUCGCCGGUCGCUGGCUGCUCUGGUCGUGGCCUGCCAGUUAUCCAGCGGCAACGGCGUGGCGUGUGCAGUGCCACCAACGGUGUCCAGCGAGGGCGUGUGCUGCGCCGGACGGCCGCUUCGACCGACGUGGUCUCCUUCGUGGACCCCAAUGACAUUAGAAAACCCGCAGCAGCAGCAGCUGGCCCUGCGGUGGAUAAGGUCGGCGUUCUGCUGUUAAACCUUGGCGGGCCCGAAAAGCUCGACGACGUCAAGCCUUUCCUGUAUAACCUAUUCGCCGACCCAGAAAUUAUUCGCCUGCCAGCGGCAGCUCAGUUCCUGCAGCCGCUGCUCGCGACGAUCAUCUCCACGCUUCGCGCCCCGAAGAGCGCGGAGGGCUAUGAGGCCAUUGGCGGUGGUAGCCCGUUGCGUAGGAUUACAGACGAGCAGGCGGAGGCGCUGGCGGAGUCUCUGCGCGCCAAGGGCCAACCUGCGAACGUGUACGUGGGCAUGCGCUAUUGGCACCCCUACACGGAGGAGGCGCUGGAGCACAUUAAGGCCGACGGCGUCACGCGCCUGGUCAUCCUCCCGCUGUACCCUCAGUUCUCCAUCUCUACCAGCGGCUCCAGCCUUCGACUGCUUGAGUCGCUCUUCAAGAGCGACAUCGCGCUCAAGUCGCUGCGGCACACGGUCAUCCCGUCCUGGUACCAGCGGCGGGGCUACGUGAGCGCGAUGGCGGACCUGAUUGUAGAGGAGCUGAAGAAGUUCCGGGACGUGCCCAGCGUGGAGCUGUUUUUCUCCGCGCACGGCGUGCCCAAGUCCUACGUGGAGGAGGCGGGCGACCCAUACAAGGAGGAGAUGGAGGAGUGCGUGCGGCUCAUUACGGACGAGGUCAAGCGGCGCGGCUUCGCCAACACGCACACGCUGGCCUACCAGAGCCGCGUGGGCCCCGCGGAAUGGCUCAAGCCGUACACGGAUGAGUCCAUCAAGGAGCUGGGCAAGCGCGGCGUCAAGUCGCUGCUGGCGGUGCCCAUCAGCUUUGUCAGCGAGCACAUUGAGACGUUGGAGGAGAUCGACAUGGAGUACCGCGAGCUGGCGGAGGAGAGCGGCAUCCGCAACUGGGGCCGCGUGCCGGCGCUGAACACCAACGCCGCCUUCAUCGACGACCUGGCGGACGCGGUGAUGGAGGCGCUGCCCUACGUGGGCUGCCUGGCCGGGCCGACAGACUCGCUGGUGCCGCUGGCCAUCCCGCGCGCCUGGACCGUAGAGACCGCCUACGUGUCCGCUAGCGGCCUCGGCCUCAGCCUAAGCGCCAGUAGCGCCAGCGACACAAGCAACACUGUCGCUAAUGGCAGCAGCGGCAGCAGCAGCAGUCACGAGAAUCGCGUGGACGGUGGUGCCUUCAUCCCGACCACCCCAGGCGACCUGGAGAUGCUGCUGCAGGCCUACGACCGCGAGCGCCGCACGCUGCCGUCACCGGUGGUGAUGUGGGAGUGGGGCUGGACCAAGAGCGCGGAGACGUGGAACGGCCGCAUUGCCAUGAUUGCCAUCAUCAUCAUCCUGGCGCUGGAGGCAGCCAGCGGCCAGUCCAUCCUCAAAAACCUGUUCCUGGCGGAGUAGGGGGGCGGGUGGCGAGUAAGGCGUAUGGCGGAGCGAGGAGAUGGGCUGUGGCGUGGCCGGUGUUCUUUUGUGUGAUUGGAAACAUAGACGGGGUGCGGCACGCGGCCUGACUGCUGCGCGGUUGGUGUGGUUGCGGGGGGAGCGGGGUCGAUGGGGCAGCGCGCACGAGUUGGUUGAAGGAGGAGGGCCAGGCGCUGGGCUACACCCAUGGUUUGAGGAUGCUAGUGAGUGAUGUGUGCGGGGGGCAUGGUGUGUACCAUUCAGAGUCCAGAUGCACGCACGGUUGCGUGGGAGCGUUCCCUGCUGUGCAUGAUGAUGGCGCCUUCGAUGAAUCAUCUCUUGAAGGUCCAAAUGAAACGUCUGAAGUCUGCAGAGGGUGGUGCUGGACAUGCCAUCCAGGCGGAAGUGGGCAGCUGUGUCUGACUACAAAGUAGGUCUUGUUUUGCUUGGAUAGCGUUUGGCUAUGUAGCGUGUAUUCUGCUCAUCAAUCACGCCAGGCGUCAGGGACUACCCAUGCAAGUCGGGAGCGUGGCUGGCUCUGGAAAAGUUGUAGCUGCUAGGUGGCGUUGGCUGGGGUGUCAUGCAUCUCGGCAGGUAGGCGGUAGCGGUGGACGACCUCUGCAGCGGAGCAUGUGCACAAGAUGUGACUGCGCAUGCACCCGUAUAUGACGGCGUUGGCGUCAGUUGUUGAGAGUGAACAGAGGAGAGACGAGCGAAGCUGCCAUGCCCUUAGUGGCUGGUGCGAGAGGGGAAGAAAGAGAGAGGAAGGACUUUGCGGCAGUGCCCCACGCCGGAGUUGGGGACACGGUCAUCAACAGGGCGGCGGAGCUGGGCGGAGUGGGUGUGUGAUGGGACAGGGUUCAAGGCAGGUUGGCGAGGUCGGAGUGGGUAGACCAGUCCUUCAGUGCAAGGGCAUUAGGGCAUGAUGUAAGGGCUGAAGCUU
This is a messenger RNA of Chlamydomonas reinhardtii, 2878 nucleotides long. RefSeq lists its product as uncharacterized. The record is from RefSeq and is a predicted model, not a curated record. Gene Ontology annotation, molecular function: protoporphyrin ferrochelatase activity. Lineage: Eukaryota; Viridiplantae; Chlorophyta; Chlorophyceae; Chlamydomonadales; Chlamydomonadaceae. Gene Ontology annotation, biological process: heme biosynthetic process. The transcript is spliced from 9 exons. Bases 277 to 1935 code for a protein of 552 amino acids.